Molecule: messenger RNA, 1845 nt
Organism: Topomyia yanbarensis
Lineage: Eukaryota; Metazoa; Arthropoda; Insecta; Diptera; Culicidae
Product: tol-Pal system protein TolA-like
Exons: 4
Coding region: 435-1325 (296 amino acids)
Source: RefSeq, a predicted model, not a curated record
GGUCAGUCUGUGUUUAAAUUUCUCCUGAGAAUACACGCGCGCGAGUACCGAAACGCGUUCGCACAUUACCCCGUGGUGUUAACUCUUUCUCCAACGUUCGAGAGAAGAAAAGAAAAACAGUGCAACCGAAGAAAGGAAACCAUCCGAGGAAAAAAGCUCUCGCGAUUUCCGCGUGUCAGUGUGAAAAAGCAGAAAAUCCAGAAAACCAAAGCCUCGUAAGCAUCCGCGAUCUCCAGUUCGAUUUUGCAACUCUUUGGUGUCAUCUCGUCGCGGUAAUUUCGGACAGUGGUAGCAAUUUUGCGGUCAGCAGUGCAGCUGGAAAUUUGCGGUUUUGAGAAGCAGAUUUUCAAGUGCCUACCGAUAAUCUUAUAACGCUGGGCAUCACUUGUUACGAAAGCAGCUACCACUCGCACUGCCACAACACUUGAAAAAAAAUGAAAGUAACGUUAGCAGCGGUUUUACUGAUUUGCAUUAGUAUGAUCGAGGGUCGGACAAAGGCGGAAAAGAGAAAGGAUUAUGAAUUCGACUAUGAUGCAGCGGCAACCGGAGCACAAUACGGUGGAUCGUAUUCCCCCAAGUCGGGAUACAGUGCCGGAAGUGGACUGCGCUCGAUUGCGCAAGGCUCGGCCGAUCAAGCGGGCUCGGCCGUAGCGAACCAACACGCGGCUGCCAAACAAGCAGCUUACGUUGCGCAAAACACGCUUGCCCAAGCGGCGGCACAGGCGGCCGCGACUGCCCAAGCAGCUCUUCAUGGCAAACAAGUUUUACUGCAAGGUCUGGAACAGCAGAGCCUGGAAGCCCACCAGGCACUGGAUGCCGAGAUACAACAGUUGCAGCAGGCCAAACGGUCGGCAAAGGCGGCACAACAUGCAGCCCAGCAGGCGCUUAACCACGUGCAGGUGCUAACGGCUGCUCUGAACAAUGCACAGGUCGCUUCAGAGCAUGCCCAGCAAGCUGCAAGUGAGGCUGCUGCUGAACUCGCAUCACAAACCCAGAUGGUUGGUGCAGCCAAGUCACGAGUGGAAUCGAUCGAGGAACAACUGAACGCGGCCCGAGUGGACUUCGAGGCCACGCAGGAAGCAGCCCACAAAGCAUCCGCCUCGGCCCAGGAAGCACAGAACAAUGCUGCUGAAGCUGCGGCUCAUGCUGCUCUCACACACCGCACUGGUGUCGUGGACCAUCAGUUACAAGCGAAAUCAUUCAAAACUCAAAACGCACACCAGAAUGGAGACGAUAUCAACAGUGCCGAAAACGAGGCACCAUCCAAUCAUAAGUAUAAUGAUUUCAAACCCUCCCAACAAGGCUACAACUACCCUGGAUAUUAGCAGCUGUGAACCAUUAAGGUUUAACAAACUCUCUAUGUUUUAAUAGAAGAAAGAAAUGUAUGAGCAGACUACGAUCAAUGAUCACCGGAUAGCAUCGCUGUAUUACGCGGUGAACUUGACGAGCCUUUGCGUAGGAAAACAACAAUCUGCGCAAGCCGCUUAAACCGGAUAAACGUGAAAUCGAAAGUUUUGCAUCGGACGCUAUUAUCGGAUAACAUGUACCUACCUAUAAAGUUGUAGUAGUUGAUUUCAAUUUCUUUAAGCCUGUCCUUCCUAGACCACUAGUUAUUUGCGGCAAGUAGUAGAGCCUUACUGGUCGGUCAUGAUGCGACGUUGUCAUUUGUAUAUUUUAUUUUGUCAACCCUUGGCAGUCGAAUUCACACGCAAUUCGAUCUAGUGAAAUUCACUCAAACCUAGUUUCGUACACGAUAGAAAUUAAUUUAUUUAUUUCGAAAUUGCUGUUAAUUGUAUCUCGUACUAAUUUAAACAUGUUUUUAUGCCAGGGAAUAUGUUUGUUGCU